Chiloscyllium plagiosum (whitespotted bambooshark) is the source of this 3256-nucleotide messenger RNA. It is a transcript of the gene has3, whose product is annotated as hyaluronan synthase 3. Gene Ontology annotation, molecular function: hyaluronan synthase activity. The record is from RefSeq and is a predicted model, not a curated record. Lineage: Eukaryota; Metazoa; Chordata; Chondrichthyes; Orectolobiformes; Hemiscylliidae. Gene Ontology annotation, biological process: extracellular matrix assembly; hyaluronan biosynthetic process; polysaccharide biosynthetic process. Gene Ontology annotation, cellular component: plasma membrane.
GGAAUGCUGCAUCAUUAUUUCAACAGAGGCUCCGCUUCGACUGAGAAAACGCUUUCCUCAAACGGUAACUCGUUCUUUUACCAAUCAUUUUUGAUUACUGACCCCUGUCCUUUGCUUCUCCCCUCGCUCUAUCUCUUCCCUUCACGUGUUCUGUCACAUUCCCUCAUUUCCCUUUCAUUUGUCUGUUUCUUUAUACACCUCUGCAACCCCACCCUCUGCCUUUCUCUCCCCGGCUCCCUCAGCCCCACCCUCACUGCCUUUCUCUUUCUGUUUCCCCGGCUGGUUGUGCCCCCACCCCUCCCUCUCUCCCCCCACCCCCUCCCUCCUACCUAUACCGGUGAGGCGGGGAUGGAGCUGUUUGACUGAGGGAGGACGAUCCGAUCGGCUGGAUCGUCGGUGAUCGCUGCUGUAGGAGCCGGGCGCCGGUGCGGGCGAAGACAUGUCCUGUGAGAGACUGUGUACCAUCCUCCGAAUCAUAGCAAGCACCUUGUUUGCUUUGUCAGUGUUGGGGGCCAUUACCUGCACCUAUGUGAAGGGAUAUCAGUUUGGCUACACCGAGAAUUACCACCUGUCUUUCGGGCUGUAUGGAGCCAUCCUCGCUCUACAUCUUUUCAUUCAGAGUCUCUUUGCCUUCUUGGAGCAUAGGAGGAUGAGGAAGGAGAAUCGACCCCUCAAAUUUACCAAGUCAGUUGCUCUUUGUAUUGCCGCUUACCAGGAGGACCCAGAUUAUCUCAAAAAAUGUCUGACAUCAGUGAAGCGGAUUGCAUAUCCCAAUCUCAAGGUGGUGAUGGUCAUUGAUGGCAACAGCGAGGAGGACAUUUACAUGAUGGAGAUAUUCAAUGAACUCAUGGGUUUGGAGAACACUGGCUCCUAUGUCUGGAAGAGUAAUUACCACGAGAAGGGAACUGGAGAGACUUACAUUACCUUCAGUGAGGGCAAGAGGAGGGUGGAGGAAAUCGUUACUCAGUCUAAAUUCUCUUGCAUCAUGCAGAAGUGGGGAGGGAAGCGAGAGGUGAUGUACACAGCAUUCGCCGCACUUGGGGAUUCCGUGGAUUAUAUACAGGUGUGUGAUUCAGACACAGUAUUGGAUCCAGCCUGCACUGCAGAGAUGGUGAGAGUCCUGGAUGGAGACCCCAGUGUAGGGGCAGUUGGUGGGGAUGUGCAGAUCCUAAACCUGUAUGACUCAUGGAUCUCCUUCCUAAGCAGUGUCCGUUAUUGGAUGGCCUUUAACGUGGAGCGGGCAUGUCAAUCCUACUUCGGUUGUGUACAGUGCAUAAGUGGACCGUUGGGCAUGUAUCGCAACCCCCUGCUGCGGCUUUUCCUGUGUGAUUGGUAUAACCAGCAGUUUCUGGGCUCCAAGUGCAGCUUUGGAGAUGAUCGACACCUCACCAAUCGAGUACUGGGCCUUGGCUUCAAGACAAAAUAUACAGCCCGCUCCCGCUGCCUGACUGAGACGCCAAGCCGUUAUCUUCGCUGGCUCAACCAGCAGACCCGCUGGAGUAAAUCUUACUUUCGUGAGUGGCUGUAUGGUGCACUCUGCUUCCAUAAGCACCACCCAUGGAUGACAUAUGAGGCCGUGGUCAGUGGUUUCUUCCCCUUCUUCCUGACAGGCACUGUGCUGCACCUCUUCUACAGGGGACGGAUGUGGAACAUUCUGCUGUUUUUGCUGGCUGUGCAAGGGGUGGGGGUGCUGAAGGCUGGUUUUGCUUGCCUGCUCAGGGGAUCGGCACAAAUGCUCUUCCUGUCCCUCUACUCACUGUUGUAUAUGACCAGUCUCCUGCCCGCAAAGCUCUUUGCCCUGCUUACCAUCAACCGGCCUGGCUGGGGAACAUCAGGCCGGCGCAAGCUUGUUGUUAACCUUGUGGGUCUGCUGCCUGUAUCUGUCUGGUUUGCCGUGUUGUCUGGGGGUUUGGGUUACACCAUCUACCGGGAGAGCCAGCAGGCACUAGCUGACACUGAAUGGCCUUUCCUCAUUAUUGGCUCCACUGUAUAUGCCUGUUACUGGCUGCUGCUGCUUGGCCUCUACUUGGGUAUCGUAGUCAAACCAUGUGGUCACAAGCAAGAGCAUGGUGAACUGGUCUUCUUGGAGGCCUGAAGCCCAGGUCGUGCUGUCACAAAGCCACACAGGGACUGCCUACUCUAUGGCACUACCUGCAUGUAUGCCGCCCACUAGGGCUUUUGACAACGUCAAAGCCACUGCUGAGGAGUCCAGGAGCAAUAUUUUAAUUCCAAUUUGGUAAUUUUUACUUGUUUAAUAAACAAUAACGUAAAUGUUUUAAAAAUUGCAUGGAACAAUAUUUCCAUUGCAAGUAGUUGUUUGAUAGUAUAGGACUUGCAUAUAGUCUUUUUCCCAGGGAUGGGGAAUUGAAAAACUAGAGAGCACAGGUUUAUGAUGAGAGGGGAACUUCUUCUCAUAGAAAGUAGUGCAUAUAUGGAAUGGGCUACUGGAGAAAGUGGUUGAGCUAUGUACCAUCUCCACUUUUUAAAAAAAAAUUUGAAUUGGUACAGGGAUGGAAAGGAUUUUGAGGGAUAUGGACCAAAUGCAGACAAUUGACACUCGCUGAGUGAGCACCAUGAUCAACAUGGACUAAUUUGGGUCGAAGGAUCUGUUUCCGUGCUGUAGUACUCUAUGACUUGAGUAGUGUUUUAAAAAAGAUACAUUUUGUCAAAGCUUUUCAUCUUCCACUCAUCACACUGUAGAAGAGCAAAUUGUGAUUGACAAGUGAAAUGUGAUUGGAGGAACUAUCAAAUGAGCUUUCCAUGAGAUCCUUGCUGAGAAAUCAGCCAAGGGCUUCUCUACUACCGUCCAUUGCAAACCAACUUCACUAGACAGUUUACAUUGUGAGUCCUAUAUGCUAUAAGAUUGGCCUUAUUGGCAAAUUAUCAAUGGGACCUGAGACAUUUGUUCACCUUUAAAACCUGAUGCUGAAAUGAGAAGACAUGCUAAAAGUUAAUGCCUGUCUUAACUAGAUCAUUUUCUGCUGAAUAUUUUAAAAACAACAGCUUCCUAGGCCAUCACUUUUGGUCCUGAAGAGUUACCCGGUCUACCUCAGAUAUUUAAGUAACAGUUGAAGCUAUCUGUUUAAUGCUGUUACUAUAUAGUAGCAACAUGAGUGGUGUUCAGCACUAAAUUGAUACUACUGUCAGGCCAAAAAGAUGCUCUGCCUUUCACACAAUUGAGUAAUGUGCUAUAACAAGUUCAGGGCCAGUGUGAUGCCAUGUUUAAAUAGGGCAAAGUCAGCAUGGUUUAAUUAAG